UUUUAUAUCUCGGAAGUGUCAACAAAUUUUGCUGAAUUACAUGUGAUAUUUUUUGUACAAAAAGAAUGACAGAUAUUAAUUAUAUAUCCUAUUAAUCAAUCUUCGUUUUCUAAAUAUUCUGCCUUUCGUUCUUCGAACUUCAAUUUUAAAACGUGCAAAAGUUUACAGUCUCCAUAAACGAAGAUGGAUAUAUAAUGUAUUCUGAAAAUAGAUCUGUCGAUAGUACAACGAUGAUCGGGAAGAUAGUUACUUUUAAAAUAUUUAUUCGUUCAAAGACGGUUCUUACAUCGUACGGUGAAAAUCUGCUUAGAAGUUCUUCAACUCUCCUAUUUAAUACAGUGAUUUAUAACCCGUACUGUGCAUUAUCAUUUAAUUGUUAAAUCGAUCAAAGGAUAAAUCGAUUAUACGUGAUUUUCUCAUCUUCGAAAGGACAUAUUGAACGAAUCGAAAUAAAACAUGUGAUUUUUUGAUAUGCCAAAAAUUAAUGAAUAAUGUAUGACUUUGGAUAUUAUCUAUCGUGGAAGUAGAAAGUCAUAAUUGAAAACUCAUUUACAAUAAUGAAGACUUCGCAAGCAGAAACUCUUCUCGCGAUAUUGUAUAAUGCAUCGAUGAUUUUUUCUAUUGUGUCUUUGACAUCUCUCGCGAUCAUUUGGCAACAUUGGGAAAUGACCUUAAAUGUUUGCAUUAGCGUUAACUGUGGUUGUAUAUUAUAUGGUAUUAAUACAUUUAGCACGUUUAUGGGUGGCGAUAUAAAGUUAUGCCACUUUGGUGUCUACGGACUCGUUCCUACAGUUAUAAUCGGCUUGUGCCUCGGUGUAUAUCAUAUCUACAGAUGCUGUAUUAAUCGUGGUCUCGAUGAGCCCAGGGCAAUGAAUUGCAACAAUAACAGAACCACUAUUAAUGGGCAAGUCGUCGUAAUUGGCCCUAAAAGAAGGACUCCAUUUAAACAAUGGAUGUCGUCAGCAUUUUGCGCUGCUUUGUUUGGUUGUCUAUCGCUUGCACACGCGGUUGUUAUGACGGACGGUUUUUAUAAAACUUGUGAACAAUAUAAAAGAGGUUUGAUACAACUUUUGGGUUCCAGAGGACGCGAAGCUCAUGUAAUUCGACAUAGACUCGCAUGCGGUGCAAUUUUUGACUAUAUGGAUUAUCUUCAACCGGAUGCUAAUAAUUUUAGACGGGGAGAGGAACUAAAUACAGGUUUUGCAUUACAACUCGCAAUCAUUUGUACAUGGCUUAAUUUCUUUACAUGGGUUAUUAUAUGCCUUCUCUGUUUUACCAUGGCUAAAAAGAAACUCAAUACUUUAGGAGAAUACUUUUGUUGUUGCUAAAUCAAUUUUCUUAUUGAAGUAUCAUAUUUUAAUAUCAACUUACAACAUCAAUUUGAUCUACGAUAAAUAAAUAAUUCGUUUUGUUAGUC
Vespa crabro (European hornet) is the source of this 1417-nucleotide messenger RNA. RefSeq lists its product as uncharacterized. The transcript is spliced from 4 exons. Bases 558 to 1328 code for a protein of 256 amino acids. Lineage: Eukaryota; Metazoa; Arthropoda; Insecta; Hymenoptera; Vespidae. The record is from RefSeq and is a predicted model, not a curated record.